AGUGUUUCCUCUCCUCCACUCCGCAAGUUCCUUGUCUGAGACUCCAGAAUCCGGUCUGUUCUGUCUGCAACUGUUUCCUUAACGUAUCUACCAGUGAUUUGCUGGUAAACGAAACACAGUCGCAUCGAGCACCGGCGACGCAAGGAGAGCAAAAACGAGAGAGAGACGCCACAGUUGACUCCUUUCCACGUCUCGCACAUUCUCUCUGUCUCCCUCGUGUGCCUCCCCUCUUUCCCCCGUUCGUCCUUCGUCUCUCCAGUUCACCUUUCUGUCUUCUCAUUCCGUCUGCCUUGCCGGCUCUCGCUCCUCCUGAAGUCCGCCUCUGCCUCGCCGGCUCUCGCGCCUCAGGCUUCUGCACUCCCUAGCCUUCACCAUGUCCUUCUAUGGAGCACGGACGGCCGCCUCGCCUGCCGGCGGGGCUGUGAACAAUCAAAUGAGUUACUACAACAAAGCGAGUGCGACGAAUCUGCCGAACGGCCCCCGAGACACCAUUUCUCAGCUCGGCUGGUCAAACGAGGGAAGUCUCCUGAGCUGCACCAGCUGGGAUAACACGGUUCGCGUCUGGCAGAUUUCUGCAGGAUUCGGCAGUCAAAUUCAGGCGGCGGCGAAAGUCUGCAUGGACGCCCAGGCGCCACUCCUGUGCUCCACCUUCGGGCCUAGUCCAAACCACCUGUUUGUGGGGUGCUGCGACAAGACAGUGAAGCUCUACGAUUUGAACGCCAGUUCGUCGACUCCCCAGGUCGUUGCCCAGCACGACCAGCCCGUGUGCAGUGUGGCGUGGAAUCCAAUUCACAAUGUCAUAGUCACAGCUAGUUGGGACGGCUACGUUCGCAUGUGGGAUGGCAAGCAGCAGCAGCCUGUCUGGCAGCAGAGCGUCGGAGGGAAGAUUUUCCGCAUGGGCGUCCAUAGCCCAUUUCUAGUGACCUGCGACAACUUCCGCAACGUGAACGUCUCCAAUCUGAACACUCUGUUCACGGGCAAUGCGCCGCAGCAACCCACGAAGAUUGUCCCUCCUCUGCAGAAACUGCAGUCCAGAUCCAUGGGCCUCUUCCCCGACAAAGAACACGAACUUCCCGGUGUGGCUGUCGGAAGCGUGGAAGGACGCGUCGGCAUCUGCCAUUUCAAACAAGAACACAGAAACAUGAAUUUCAGCUUCAAGUGCCACAGACAAGAGACGCGACAGGGAAUUCAGAUCUACGCGGUCAACACCAUCGACUUCCACCCUAAACAUGGGACCUUCGCAACUGGGGGCGCUGACGGGUCGAUUGUCUGCUGGGACAAAGUCAACCGCCAAAAACUGCGAGCAUUCGACAACAUGGGCAACAGCGUGACGGAUGUCAAGUUUAAUCCAACAGGGAACAAUUUGCUGGCGUAUGCGGUCUCCUACGAUUGGUCUAAGGGGCCGGAUCAACAGGAACUCAACAAGGGCCAUCAGGUGUAUGUACACAUGGUGAAGGACGAAGACAUUCGCCCGCGGCCUAAAACGACAACCCGCCGAUAAAAGGUUUCUUUUCGUUAUCUCGUUUUACUCUUUUGGCUGUCAGUCUCGCUUCUGUCUCCCGGCGUGUUUCUUCGUGCUUCGCCGAUUCGCUUUUCCUCCUCGAUUUACGUUUGGAAACCAAGCUGCUUCGAGACACUUGCGCUCUGUCCCCAGCGACGAUAGCUGAAUUUCUCCCUUUUGAAUUCUAUCCCUUUUGCUCCAGUUACUUUGUAAACCGGGUCUCCUUCACUCUC
Toxoplasma gondii ME49 is the source of this 1734-nucleotide messenger RNA. Its product is annotated as mRNA export protein. The record is from RefSeq and is a predicted model, not a curated record. NCBI's taxonomy places the organism in Eukaryota, Apicomplexa, Conoidasida, Eucoccidiorida, Sarcocystidae. Gene Ontology annotation, molecular function: ubiquitin binding. The transcript has 11 exons. Bases 374 to 1501 code for a protein of 375 amino acids.